Colletotrichum destructivum is the source of this 2741-nucleotide messenger RNA. RefSeq names its product Putative NADH:flavin oxidoreductase/NADH oxidase, aldolase-type TIM barrel. The transcript is spliced from 3 exons. Gene Ontology annotation, molecular function: oxidoreductase activity; FMN binding. Bases 621 to 1925 code for a protein of 434 amino acids. The record is from RefSeq and is a predicted model, not a curated record. NCBI's taxonomy places the organism in Eukaryota, Fungi, Ascomycota, Sordariomycetes, Glomerellales, Glomerellaceae.
UCCCACCGGCAUCGGAAUUAGCCUCUCGUCUGGGCUUUGGUCUGAAAAGGCAAUAAAUAGUCCUUUCAUUGGUACUGUGGUCUAACAAGUGGAAGGGGAAAAUGCUAGAAGAGCAUCUGGCCGCUGCUGCUCUUGUAAUCGCAGCUAGAUGGGCCAAGGGUGCCGUCGGACCGACGGGAUCCAGCUUGAACGGCCAUGGGGAAUGUCGCCGGCUCGAAUUUCAACGUUCGUGGAGUUGGCAACCGGGCAGGCAGGCAGAUAAGCUAUCCGUCAGCGAAUAUUUCGAAUAGUCGCGAAUGUUAACAUUCCAACAGGGGGGGGGGGGGGGCUCGUUUAAUGCCAUUUUCAUGGUAGCGGUCGCCGUCAAUCGACUGUUUCAACAUCCCUGGACGUCGGGUUUUGCUUCGCUGGGGUCUCCCAGAAAAGGAUGGAAGUGGGUUCAUCUGGCGAUGUGUACAAAAGAGAUGCGUCUCCCGUCUUCCCACCUCGAGAGAGUUGAUAGACUUUUUUGCCCUUUUGGAACUCACGCGCAACGCCAAUUUAUCCGCUAUCUAGAAAUUGUUUGCUUUAGACUAUCCAGACAUUGAAACUCACGUACGUACAUUGCACAGACACAGAACAUGGCGCCCAGGAGAUUCGCCGCCGAGGAUGCGGACCCCACGCCGCUCGCGGAGCCUCUCCGGUUUGCCUUCUCGGGCAGAACGGCCAAGAACCGCUUCCUGAAGGCGUCCAUGUCGGAGCGCCUGGCGACAUGGGACGCCGCGCACCCCGAGGACCGCGGCGUGCCGACGCCCGAACUCAUCAACGUCUACCGCCGCUGGGGCGAGGGCGGCUUCGGCGUCAUCCUCUCGGGCAACGUCAUGCUCGACUACGACCAGCUCCAGGCCGCCGGCAACCCCAUUAUCCCGCCCGCGGCGCCCUUCGAGGGCGAGCGCUUCGAACGCUUCCAAAAGCUCGCCGAGGCCGCCAAGAGACACGGCAGCCUCGUCCUCGCGCAGCUGAGCCACCCCGGCCGCCAGGUCACCGCCAACAUCAACCCGCACCCCAUCUCGGCGAGCGACGUGCAGAUCGAGGGCGAGGUCAUGGGCAUGACGUUUGGCAAACCGCGCGCCAUGGACAAGGCGGACAUCAAGAGGGUUGUGGACGGCUUCGCGCACGCCGCCGAGUACGUGCAUAGGGCGGGCUUUGACGGAGUCGAGCUGCACGGCGCACACGGCUACCUUCUCGCGCAGUUCCUCUCGCCGGCGACCAACAAGCGGACGGACGAGUACGGCGGGUCGCUCGCCAACCGGGCGCGCAUCAUCGUCGAGGUGGCCGACGCCAUCCGCGAGCGCGUGGCGGACCCGGGCUUCAGCCUCGGCAUCAAGGUCAACAGCGUCGAGUUCCAGGACGGCGGCUUCAGCACCGACGACUGCCGGGCGCUGUGCGCGAUGCUCGAGGGCCGCGGCUUCGACUUUGUCGAGCUGUCGGGCGGCACGUAUCAGAACCUCGCGUUCCAGCACAAGCGCGAGUCCACAAGGCGGCGCGAGGCCUUCUUCCUCGACUUCGCCGAGGCCAUCAUCCCCGCGCUCGACAAGACCAAAGUGUACGUCACGGGCGGGCUGCGCACGACGGCGGCCAUGGUGAGGGCGCUCGAGACGGUGCACGGCAUCGGGCUGGCGCGGCCGGUGUGUAACGAGUUCGACCUGCCGCGGAUCCUGCUCGAGGGCACGGCCAAGAGCGCCAUCGAGACGCUGCUCGGCGAGGACAAUUUUGUACUGACAAACUCGCUGGCCAGUACGCAGAUGCGCCUCGUAGGCCAGGACAAGGAGCCGCUCGACGUCAGCCAGGAGAAGGGCAAGGACGUGUUUGAGAAGUUGCUGGCCAAGUGGUCCCAGCAGAUGGCGAACAACGCCGAGAAGUCCAAGCAUUCCACAAGACUGUAGAGGCUUCAUAUAGUGGUGCCGAAUGCGCGCUCUUUCUCCCUAGCCUGAACUAUGGGCACCAUGGUAUUUAGACGUUUGUGCAUGGUAGAUCAGGACCAUGGGACCCUUAUGGGUUAUAGCCUCGACCCCAAGAGCCGGAUGCCUGAAGGUGCAGGCCGGAUUUCAGACAUCCUUACUUGUUGAAAGAAGUCCGGGUAUGAUGUACGUCGAUGUUGGAUCUUCAACGCUGUAGCCCUGUGGCACGCACACCGUAUGCGGCCUCGGCUUAGUGGUAAGAGGCGGAGAUGUGAUGUGAGCGAAGUAGAAGAAUAGAAAGAAGCGACUUUUUUGAGUCUAUGGGUGCCUCGAUCCGAUCUGCAGUUCUGCUAAUGAGUGAUGAUGGUGAUGGCAACGGUGAUGGUGAUGAUGAUAAUGUUGAUGUUGAUGUUGAUGUCGAGGGCAACGCGAAUGGUCGAUAGAACUACGUCGCGUCCCGAGUAUCGGCGGGGGAGACUUCAAUUGAGUAUUCAAUGAAAGCUGUUAGAACGGUGGACAGUUUAGAAUUAGGUUGCCUGUAUUAGAUUCCUUGUGACGACAUGUUCGCUCAGCUAGCUGGAUGAACACCACCUCGUUGCGUGUACUUCCAGGUACAUAUGAGUCGUGAUGGGACGGUCUGGUCUGUCUGCAGGGAAGACUCCAAACCUUGUGUUGCAGAAGAUUAGACGGGGUAAACUCAAUUGACUUGCCCGAGUUGGUGCACCGACCCCGAGGCCGGGACAAGAUGCCGCGAAAAGGCGAGAUUGAUGGAAGAUGUGGAUUAAUGACGAUUGAUGAUUC